UAUUUAGAAAGUUCACUGCUCAUUUGAGUGCAUAAAUUGUUUUGUAAGUGGUAGAUCUAUUGUCAGUAGUGGCUAGUAGAAUCAUGUUUGUUGUGGCUGACGGGAUCUAAUAAACUGUCUAAAACAUCGUUCUGAUUGAGAUGAUAUGUGAGAUCUUAAACUACCAGUGAUUCUGACUUCUAUCCACAUUUUAGUUGCAAAAAUUGAGGGCCUUUUAAUAUUAUUUAUUAAAGUGCUAUUGUGAUUCUAUACUGUUGCAUAUCCCAGUAAUGGAAUAGAAUUAGAGAGGCCAACAGAGGAAGAACAAGCAGUGCUUAGGGAGGCUGAAUUUUGUGGAAGGUGAAGAAAUGGUAUGAUAAAUGGAGUCCAGCAUGUGCACAUAUGCAAAUGGAGAAUUUUUUGGGUGAGUUGCGAAUGGAUAAUGCUGUUUGUCUGCAUUAUGGAGAGCAGAGAGGUGACGAUAAGGGGAAAAAAAUGCUCUUGUUUUCGAAAAACUGUAGAGGAAAAGUGCGAGAACUAAAUUGAAGUUAAUGAUGUCUUUGAAUUAGUAGCUUGAUGGGAUAUUUGUAUUAUAUGAUGGGUGGUUUCCUACUGGUAAGAGGGCUACAUAGUAAAUGUGUCAACCAUGCACGAUAAUGUAUGGAGUUGGACUAAUAAAGUUUCGACAAUUGGCUAAUUUGGUUUGGAAGAAGAGUUUGCUAAUCUCAACUUUUGAGCAUCCUGUGGUGUGUCCUGUCUGUUACAGCCAGUUUGAGCCUUUGAGUGAAAGUUUGGAAGCUCUUACGCACAGGGUACUAAAAGGACUGAUUCUUACAUUUGCUGAAGGGUCCCAACUUUUUCCGUGGGAGGGGAUUGCCGUUAUUGAAUUCUUGAACACCAACUAGCGCUAUUCAACAACUGCACAGUUCUUGAUGCUACUAGCAAUGAGCCCUGGGGUCCUCAUGGAUCGCUUCUUGCAGAUAUUGCAAUGGCUACACGAAACUAUCAUGAAUAUCAGAUGAUCAUGGCAGUAAUCUGGAAACGUAUAAAUGACACUGGAAAGAAUUGGCGACAUGUCUACAAGGCUCUGACUGUUUUGGAGUAUCUUGUUGCCCAUGGAUCGGAGCGUGUCAUAGAUGACAUAAGAGAACAUGCUUAUCAAAUAUCGACUUUGUCUGAUUUUCAAUAUAUUGACUCCAGUGGAAGGGACCAGGGUAACAAUGUCCGAAAGAAAUCUCAGAGCCUAGUGGUCUUAGUAAAUGAUAAAGAAAGAAUAAUCGAAGUAAGACAAAAGGCUGCAGCUAACAGGGACAAGUUUCGAAACACAUCAACGGGUGGAAUGUAUAGGCCAGGUUCAGGGGGAUACGGUGACAGAUAUGAUUAUGAUCGUUAUGGAAGCAGGGAAGAUGAUCAAAAUGGUUAUGGAAGAGACAGGGAAUAUGGCUAUAGAGAUGAUGAUCGGUAUGGCAGAUAUGGGGAUUCAAACAGUCGUGAUGGGGACCGUUAUGGCCGGGAUUAUGAAGACCGCUAUAGCAGAGAUGGUUAUAGGGAUGAUGACUACAGAGGUAGAAGUAGAAGCGUUGAUGAUUAUCAGUAUGGCACAAGAAGCAGGAGCUCUGAUAGAGACCGUGCUGUUGAUGACGAUGGUGCAUCAUCUCGGGGCAGCGGAGCUAGAGGUGAUGAACAUUCUCAGGAUGGAAGGCGGCUUGAGCGGAGGUUUUCUGAACAAAAUAUUGGUGCUCCUCCUAAUUAUGAAGAAGCAGUUAGUGAAUCUCGGAGUCCUGUUCAUAGUGAAAGGGAUGGAGAAACUUCAGUAGCAGCUGCUCCUAGAGCUUCAUCUCCUCCUGCUAGCAACAAUCCUAACCAAGCAGCCUCUGAUUUUGGUAAUUCAAUGUCUCCUGCAAAUCAAGUGGUGGAGGCUUUUGAUGAAUUUGAUCCACGUGGGUCAGUGUCAGCUGCCCCUACUACUGCUCCUGCUGCUACAGCCACUCCUGCUACUGCUGUUCCCACUGCCACGAUGAGUGCUGAAAUAGACUUACUCGGCGUGCUUUCAGAUUCAUUGGCCAUUGUGCCAACUACACCUGCCACCCCUUCUGGUGAGGCUGAUGCCCUUGAAAACUCUGGUGCUAUACCCAACUUUGCUGCUAAUCAAUCGGCAUCUAACUUUGAAAAUCAGGGCUUUGAUGAUCCAUUUGGUGAUGGUCCUUUUAAAGCUUUCCCUUCAACUGAUGCUACCCCAGCUCUGCAACAAACUUCAACUGCCAUGCCUACCUUCCAGCCUACCAUGAACCAAAACGCAGAAAUUCCUCAGCCACCUUCUGUGAAUCCUGAGACAGUUGCAGACUUCAACUUUGGGGAUUCAUUUUCUGCCAAUGCUUACUCUCCACCCACUGUCUCCAGUGCUCAAUCUCCAGCAAACUCCCAGUUUUUGCCUCAAGAACUGUCAACUCCAAAUCAGGAAAGUGAUAUAUUGGCAGAUAUCCUUCCACCGUCUGAACAUGCAGAUGGUGUAGCGGCACAGGCAGCCUUUUCAGCACCAACUAGCCACUCAGUUCCACCAGUUGCUACAUAUGGCCAAUCAACACAGCCAGGUGCUAAUAUCUAUGGUCAGCAGGCACAAUCAGGUGCUAAUAUCUACAGCCAAUCCGGACAGCCAAGUGCUAAUCCUUAUGUUCAACCCGGACAGCCAAGUGCUAAUCCUUAUGGCCAACAGGCACAGCCAAGCGCUAAUCCAUAUGGCCAAUCUGUGCAGCCAAGCGUUAAUCCAUAUGGCCAAUCUGCACAGCCAAGCGCUAAUCCAUAUGGCCAACCUUCACAACCAAGUGCUAAUCCUUAUGGCCAACCCACACAACCAAGUUCAAAUAAUACAUAUGGUAAUUUUAACCAACAGACAGUGUCUAUGCCCCCUCAAAGUGCAGGAUCUGCUGCACUGAGCAGGAAUGGGAGCUUAAUCUCUCAGACAGGUUCUAACAUUCCUGUCAGUUCACACAUGGCUGCCCAACCUCAAAACCCUGCUGGACCGGCUGCACAGUUUAACACUGGAAAUUUCCUUUCACAGCAGGGUUCAGUCGUGCCAGUUACUUCACAGAUUACUCAACAAGCCACAAAUGCACCAGUUGCACAAAGUAACAAUGAUGUCCUAGGUGGCUUAUUCUCACAACCAGGAAUAAACACUUCAAUGGUACCACAGACUGGUAGUCCCUCUUCAACAGGAGCACUUUCUAUAGUUCCACAACCAUCAAAGGACAAAUUUGAGCCUAAGUCAGCGGUUUGGGCUGAUACAUUGAGUAGAGGACUGGUCAAUUUGAAUAUAUCUGGACCUAAAAUAAACCCAUUGGCUGAUAUUGGAAUUGACUUUGAUGCUAUCAAUCGGAAGGAAAGGAGGAUGGAAAAGCCUGCUCCGACUGCAGUGACAUCUACUGUCACCAUGGGUAAAGCUAUGGGAUCGGGGUCUGGGAUUGGUCGUGCUGGUGCUAGCGCUCUCAGACCUCCACCAAAUCCUAUGAUGGGUUCUGGCAUGGGCAUGGGCAUGGGUAUGGGCAUGGGGAUGGGAAUGGGAAUGAGCGGCGGUCCUGUUGGUGGCAUGGGUGUAGGAGGUUAUGGUGGUAUGAAUCAACAACCUAUGGGCAUGGGAAUGGGGAUGAACAACAUGGGCAUGAAUCCAGGCAUGGGGAUGAAUAUGGGAAUGGGGCAAGGGGUCCAAAUGCAACCCCAAACUGGAAUGCCUGGCAGUUAUAACCCUGUGAUGGGUUCAGGGGGCUAUUCUCAACAGCCAUAUGGUGGUGGUUACCGAUGAGAUUGGGGUGCCUCCCCAUACAAAUGAGGGAAGUUAUUAUAUGCUUCGGAUAUACAGAGUAAAAGAGAUUGGAAUAGCAAACCCGGUGUCCCUGUCGAAUCCAUGAGUCAACGAUGUAAUUUUGUAGUCACAAUUCUCUUGGCAGUGGCCUGAUGCCAGCCCAUGUUUAUUCAUUUCUAUUAUUUCUCAUUCUUGCUUAAGCUAUUGCACACAUUUGGGGCCACGGGAGUCUUUUGCUUCAUUGCUGGUUUGAGCUGUUGUGAAAUUGUGUAGCAGAGAGGACGACCUUUCACAGGUUGCCAUUUUCUCAUUCUUCCAUAGAAUAUAUACAUAUUUUUUGCACCUGUUUGAGUAUUUGUAGUAUGUCUGGCUACACUAUGAAACAAUAAAUCUAAUCAUUCAUUUUUUUUCCCCAUCA
Theobroma cacao (cacao) is the source of this 4193-nucleotide messenger RNA. RefSeq names its product ENTH/VHS family protein. Lineage: Eukaryota; Viridiplantae; Streptophyta; Magnoliopsida; Malvales; Malvaceae. Gene Ontology annotation, molecular function: phospholipid binding; clathrin binding. Gene Ontology annotation, cellular component: plasma membrane; clathrin vesicle coat; endosome. Gene Ontology annotation, biological process: endocytosis. The record is from RefSeq and is a predicted model, not a curated record.